Molecule: messenger RNA, 2529 nt
Organism: Harpia harpyja (harpy eagle)
Lineage: Eukaryota; Metazoa; Chordata; Aves; Accipitriformes; Accipitridae
Gene: GNAZ
Product: G protein subunit alpha z
Exons: 4
Coding region: 1218-2285 (355 amino acids)
Biological process (GO): adenylate cyclase-modulating G protein-coupled receptor signaling pathway
Cellular component (GO): heterotrimeric G-protein complex
Molecular function (GO): G-protein beta/gamma-subunit complex binding; GTPase activity; GTP binding
Source: RefSeq, a predicted model, not a curated record
GUCGCGGGGGCCGCAAGGGCCCGGAGCCGCCGCCGGCCCCGGGAGCUGGGAGCCGCCCGCCCGCCGGCCGCGCCGCCGCUUCCCCGCCCGCGGUACCCCCCGCCGUUGGCUUGGAAACGGGCUGGCAGCCUCCGCCUCCUCCUCCAGAGCCAGCCCCGCGCUCCCCCUGCCCCGGCUUCCCGGCGAGAUCGCCGAGCACCUCCCCGUCUCCCGCGGGGGGCCACCGGCCGAGCGUUGCCAUUAGCGCCUCGAAAAAAAAAAAUCCCCCCUUUUAAGAAAAAAAAAAAAAAAAAUCGCGUUUGCUGGGGAGAAGAUGAGAAAGGGCAGGUUUUUUCUCCUGCUUGGGCUGCGGGGCUAGUGUCUGCAGUCAUGGUGUGUCUGCUCGCCGCAAAUCAUAGAUGCUGAUGUGAAAAAGGGCCAAAGCAGAGAGGAGACGCGUCAGUGGAUGCGAGCGUUUGUACUGAUGGAUUGAGGAGGUGGAGGCUGCCUGCCUGCCUGCCUGCCUGCCUGGUGCUGAAGAGAAUCCAAGAGUGGUGAUUAAGAAGUCCAAAUUUCAACUACCAUAUUGACGAAAGAAUAAUCACAAAAGGGAAAAACUAGACUGAUCCGAAAGAACUAAAAUUGACCCUUUUCUCAAAGUCCUCUGGCAAUUUAAGGUGGAAAGCACAGAUUUACAGGGCUGAACUGCAUCAGCUGAAGAAGUGGGGGAAGAGAAACAAAACAAGUACAGCACCAUUGAAAAGAGCUUCAGCUUUAUCUAGCAGCAUCACCACAGCAACCAGAAAAUACAAUUAAAAGACAAGGGCUAGAGCAGAGAAGCAGAAAGUGCAGCUCCUUACCUUUGGACAGAAGGCAGCAAAAUAAUUAUGCAGAACAGAAAAGAGUAUUUGAUGGAUCUAGCCAAACUGUGGCAAAGGGAAGUGUCCUUUCAUUAACAGGAAUGUGCCACUGUUUAUGCGCUGGAAAGGGGAGUGCCAUGAGAUCUACUGAAGAGACUAUUUCUGUGGUUGCAUAUCUACAUGUGUUUGCACCCCUGCUGGGACUGAAUUAGGUGGUACAGGCAUCUUGGACCAUCAGGUAUUGGAUAGCGACAUUUUUUUUUUUUCAUUCAAGGUGUACCUGGCACGUGAACUGAAAGACACUGCAGAUCUUUUUCAGAGACACAAACAGAGUGAGACAAUCUCCAGCCUUUCCCUUCUGUAUCUGCCUGCUAUACCAUGGGAUGUCGGCAAAGCUCUGAGGAGAAAGAGGCAGCGCGGCGGUCCCGUAGGAUUGACCGCCACCUGCGCUCUGAAAGUCAGCGACAACGAAGAGAGAUUAAGCUCCUUCUCCUUGGUACCAGCAAUUCUGGGAAGAGUACUAUUGUAAAGCAGAUGAAAAUCAUCCAUAGUGGUGGCUUUAACCUGGAGGCCUGUAAGGAAUACAAACCUCUGAUUAUCUAUAAUGCAAUUGAUUCUCUCACACGUAUCAUUCGGGCUCUAGCCACCCUUAAGAUAGAAUUUCACAAUCCUGACAGAGCGUAUGAUGCUGUGCAGCUUUUUGCCCUGACGGGCCCAGCUGAGAGCAAGGGUGAGAUUACCCCUGAGCUUCUGGGAGUCAUGAAACGGCUCUGGGCAGACCCUGGUGUGCAGGAGUGCUUUUGCCGCUCCAAUGAGUACCACCUAGAGGAUAAUGCUGCAUACUACUUAAAUGACCUAGAAAGGAUUGCAGCACUGGACUACAUCCCUACAGUGGAAGAUAUUCUGCGUUCUCGGGACAUGACCACAGGGAUUGUAGAAAAUAAGUUCACCUUCAAAGAGCUGACUUUCAAAAUGGUGGAUGUGGGUGGACAGAGAUCUGAACGCAAAAAAUGGAUCCACUGUUUCGAGGGGGUUACAGCAAUAAUUUUCUGUGUGGAGCUGAGUGGGUAUGACUUGAAGCUGUAUGAAGAUAACCAAACAAGUCGAAUGGCAGAAAGUUUGCGUCUCUUUGAUUCUAUCUGCAACAACAAUUGGUUUAUCAACACCUCCCUCAUCCUUUUUUUGAAUAAGAAAGAUCUGCUGGCAGAAAAAAUCCGACGCAUCCCCUUAACAGUCUGCUUUGCUGAAUACAAAGGCCAAAACACUUAUGAGGAGGCAGCAGUCUACAUACAACGCCAGUUUGAGGACUUGAAUCGCAACAAGGAGACCAAGGAGAUCUACUCACACUUCACCUGCGCCACUGAUACUAGUAACAUACAAUUUGUCUUUGAUGCAGUGACAGAUGUCAUCAUUCAGAACAAUCUCAAAUAUAUUGGCCUCUGCUAAGAAUCCUUGGGCUUAAUCUGUUUUCCUGAAGUGAUAAAAAAGGGGCUAACCACUUCCACUUCUAGUGGAAAAAAAUGGGGCAAUGCUUAGUAGCCCAAGGAGAGAAAAGGGGAAAUCUGAUGUAUGUACACAGUUCCUCUUAUGCCCCCUUAACCCGCUACAUCAUUUUUCAAAAAUACAUGUUCUGGAGAGUGAAGGCCUCCUCUCCAAAAAACCCCACACAACACCGCCCACUCCCCACCCC